ACCACAUGCUCCUAGCCACAUCAAAAGGCCUAAAUUCUAUUAUCCAGCAAACACUAUCUCAAUAGUGAAGCUCUAAACCACUGCCAAGUAUGGUAGUUUCUUCGUGCUCUUUGAGCUGGAUUUCACCUUGCUUAUCCCAUAAGCUAAACUUGCCACAUACAAAUUGUUUGCCUCGCAACAUUGCAACUUCAUCUUCCAACACUGUCUUUUGUGCAUUGGACACAACCCCCAGCGGAGAAAGUCAUUGCCGGAGAAGACCGCUACUGUUAGGCAUUGGAGCAUUAACUGCAAAUUUACAACCAACAAAUUUGGUCUUUGCUCAAGAAAAACCAGACAGAUACCGAGCUUUUGUGGACUAUGAAGAUGGGUAUUCUUACGUAUAUCCCAUUGAUUGGAAGGAAUUUGACUUCAGGGCUCAUGAUUCUGCAUUCAAAGACAGAUAUCUACAGUUACAGAAUGUACGGGUGAGAUUUAUACCAACCGAGAAGAAAGACAUCCGAGAUUUGGGUCCUAUGGAAGAGGUUAUAUACGAUUUGGUGAAACAUAGAUACGCAGCACCAAACCAAAGACCAACAAUAAAUGACAUGCAGGAGAAAACCAUAGAUGGAAAACAUUACUAUACCUUUGAAUAUAUACUUACAUCACCAAAUUAUUCUAGUGCCUCCUUUGCAACAAUUGCUAUAGGAAAUGGAAGGUACUACACGUUAAUUGUUGGAGCCAAUGAAAGGCGAUGGAAAAGAUUUCGAGAUCAGCUUAAAGUGGUAGCAGACUCCUUUAGGCUUCUUGACAUCUGAAAUGUCACGGGACAAUGCAAAACAUGUUUUAAUUUGCCUACAGAUCAAGUUUGAAAUAUUCGUAUAUCAGAGCAAAAUAAGUUUUUACAAGUGAAUGAUAUCUUCUACUAUACCAAUAGAACUCUCUUUUGUACAUCGCAUGCAAAGUGACUUUGUCUGUCAUUUGUGGUGCAAACUCAAUUCGUUGUUCCUCGUCUACUCUUACAUUGUUCCACUGCUACUCCUUUAUGGAGUAUCUCGGUUGGGAAUUUUUAGAAGGCUUUAAUAAAAGAUAUUAAUAAAACAAAA
Messenger RNA from Glycine soja, 1082 nucleotides. RefSeq names its product photosynthetic NDH subunit of lumenal location 1, chloroplastic. The record is from RefSeq and is a predicted model, not a curated record. Bases 90 to 794 code for a protein of 234 amino acids. Gene Ontology annotation, biological process: photosynthesis. Gene Ontology annotation, cellular component: extrinsic component of membrane; photosystem II; photosystem II oxygen evolving complex. The transcript has 8 exons. Gene Ontology annotation, molecular function: calcium ion binding. Lineage: Eukaryota; Viridiplantae; Streptophyta; Magnoliopsida; Fabales; Fabaceae.